UCCCCGACGCAAGAUGGCCUCUUCGCUGACGGGGAUGUUUUCGCAUCCUCCACAGAAUCCGCCGCCUCCUCCUCCUCCUCCACCACCACCUCCUGGACCCGGGCCCCAAGGAGCGGCCGCGGUUGGUCUGACUGCAGCUCCGGCGCGGCCUCCCAGCACUCUAGUGGAUGAGCUCGAGGCUUCGUUUGAGGCAUGCUUUGCAUCACUGGUCAGUCAAGACUAUGUGAAUGGUACUGAUCAAGAAGAAAUUAGAACAGGUGUAGAACAGUGCAUCCAAAGGUUUUUGGAUGUUGCCAGACAAACAGAAUGCUUUUUUCUCCAGAAGAGACUGCAGCUUGCUGUACAAAAACCUGAGCAAGUCAUAAAAGAGGAUGUUUCUGAAUUGAAAAAUGAGCUACAGAGAAAGGAGGCCUUGAUCCAGAAACAUCUGAGUAAGCUGCGCCACUGGCAACAAGUCUUGGAAGAUAUUAAUGUGCAGCCCAAAAAAUCAGACCUAGCUCAAGGCCCUUUGGCCUAUCUUGAACAAGCAUCUGCAAAUAUCCCAGCUCCGUUAAAGCAAACUUGAAAAUUAUUGCGAAAACUGAGGUGUCUGGAACUUUUAACUAUACUGCUGACACCACACCAGCUACCCCAAUUUCACUACCAAAACAGUUCCAAUUAGUCUCUAUGAAGGCAGUUUGCAUUUAUACAUGUACAGCAAUUAAAUCAUUUUUCAGUUACUGUUUGGAACUGCCAGGUAUAAAUUGCUGGUUGAGGUCAGUCAUUCUCAGUGUAAAAAUGUUUUGUGAAACUAUUGCUGCCGUGGUUUUAUAUAAAACUAUGUAUUGCUAUUAAGUCUGAGGAAUUUCUACAAUUUUCAGAACAAUUAAAAAAUCUUAUUGGACUUUUUUAGAUACA
Hemiscyllium ocellatum (epaulette shark) is the source of this 897-nucleotide messenger RNA. It is a transcript of the gene med28, whose product is annotated as mediator complex subunit 28. Bases 14 to 565 code for a protein of 183 amino acids. The record is from RefSeq and is a predicted model, not a curated record. Gene Ontology annotation, cellular component: mediator complex. NCBI's taxonomy places the organism in Eukaryota, Metazoa, Chordata, Chondrichthyes, Orectolobiformes, Hemiscylliidae. The transcript is spliced from 4 exons.